Messenger RNA from Chelonoidis abingdonii (Abingdon island giant tortoise), 2094 nucleotides. RefSeq names its product transmembrane protein 198-like. The record is from RefSeq and is a predicted model, not a curated record. Gene Ontology annotation, cellular component: plasma membrane. NCBI's taxonomy places the organism in Eukaryota, Metazoa, Chordata, Testudines, Testudinidae.
CGGAGUUUAAUCCGGAGCUGGAGCUGGAGCUGGAGCGGGUCGGGCUGAGAUGCGCCGCUAGCCCCGGAGCGCGGGGCCCUUUCCGGCCGGCGGCCUUUCUCCGGAAAGCAGUGACCCUCCCCACCCCCUCGCUCACAGGCUCCCUGUGUGGAUGGCUGCAGGGCCCUGACUCCCGCCCAGCAUGGAGCCCGACCUCCUGCCCCUCGUCCUGACGGCCGAGCCCUGGGGCUUUAACCAGCAGACCACGGAGCUGGGGCCAGGCACCCCCGGCCUGGACCCCUGCAGCCGGGACCUGGAGCGUCGCUACCAGGCCGUGCCUGCCGCAGUCUGCGCCCUCUGCUGCCUUUUUGGGGUCAUCUACAGCUGCUUCGGUUACCGCUGCUUCAAAGCCAUCAUGUUCCUGUCAGGGCUUCUCUUCGGCUCCCUGGUCAUCUUCCUGCUGUGCUACAAGGAGCGAGUCCUGGAGACGCAGCUGAGCCUGGAAGUGAGCGCGGGCAUCGCGCUGGGCAUCGGGGCGCUGUGCGGGCUGGUCACCAUGCUGGUGCACAGCGUGGGACUCUUCAUGACAGGGCUGCUGCUGGGGCUGCUGCUGGCCACAGCUGCCCUGGUGGCCACGGAGCCGCUCUACCAGCCACAGAGUCUGUGGGUGCCCGUGGGCAGCCUGCUGGGGCUGGCGCUGCUCUGUGCCCUGCUGGCUCUGCGCUGGCAGAAGCCACUCACCGUGCUCUCCACAGCCGUCUUCGGGGCCGCCGUCAUCGUGGGCUGCGUGGACUAUUUCGUGGAGCUGCUGGCGCUGCUGGGCUACGUGUAUGACCGGCUGCGCCUGGCACCCUCGCCCCCCCUCUGCUGGCACAGCUGGGCCGUCCUGGCACUCUGGCCGGCCCUCAGCCUCCUGGGCCUCCUGCUACAGUGGAAACUGACGGCCGAGGGCUACUCGCACACGGACGUGAUCAUCAGCCGGCGGCAGAAGCGGUUGCAGCUGCUGCGGAUCCGGCAGAAGGAGGCCAAGAAACGGCAGAGCCUCCCCCCGCAGGAGGGCAGCUACCGGCGGAAGCCCAACCCCGUCAAGCGCUACGCGGGCGACGUCCUGGCACCAAGCUACAUCCAGAGCCUGCGGGAUCGCCAGCUGGGCACCGGCAGCGCCACCCACACUGUCCUCGACCUGGACUACGACUGCGGCUCCACCGUGCCCCUGACGGCCCCUGCGCCUGGCGGGCGCCUCUGACCGGGGCAGGGGCUUCACUUCAUUCCACUUGUGCCUUAGGCGCGGAGGCGGCAGCGAUGGGGGGAGGGUGGGGAGACCGUUUUGCUGGUGACACUUGACUCCCUCCUCACCCCACCCUACCCCCGAGCUCUCUCCCCAGCCCAGCAGCUGCAGUUCCCAGGUAGAAUGGAUACCUGCCUGCCUGGCCCUUUAAAUAUUCAAAACAGCUGCCUUCCCCGGCCCCUAUUGGCCUGUCCAGAGGGGAGGCGGGGCUCCGGGGAUACAGCUGGUUCCAUCCGAUCUGCUCUCCAGGGUCAGGUUGGGGACCCUGCUCUGGGUCCCCCGCAAUGUCCAGUCUCUCCCGUUCGGACUCCCCUGUCCCCCCCCAGCACUGGGGUGGGGUCAGAGCCCCCUGCCCCAUUGCUGGGGGGCUCUGCCUUGGGCCCCGAGUUAAAGCUCUGCCCAGGCCGGGUGGGGAGCAGCAGUGGGGGCCCAGAGGCCGUGUGGAGGGGCUGGCAUGGAGCAUUCUGGGAACUCAGCAGCCGCCCCUGCCCGAGCCCCAUCUGCCAGCCCUGGGCGGUACAGGGGGCUCGCAGGCUGGGAGGGGGUCUGUACACACAGGCACUGCCGCCAUGGCAGAUGCCCAGCAAAGGGGGCGGGGGGCAUCUUCUGCCAAGGUUGGGCCCAGCGGGGGGGACCCAGAUCCCCUGGCCUGCAAGGAUGACAGCCAAGGCCCAGCUGCUUCUAGCAGCACUUUCCUACCCCACUGGCUCCAGCAGCCCCAUCUCAGCCCUGGCUCCCGAGAGGGGAAGGAGCCGGUCCCCCUGUUUAUACCCUAUGUACUGUACCGGGGGUGGGGGUGGGGGGCACAUUAAACUGCCUUAUAGACC